AUGGCACUCGACUUUGUGCUCCCCCCUAUCCACGACAACGAGGACGGCUCGUGGGGCCCUUCGUCCUCGACCCUCGCCGCUCCCUUCAAGGACAUCCCCUAUGCCCCCUUCUCCAAGUCGGACAAGCUCACCCGCAUUGCCGACUGGCACGACCCCGCUCUUGAGGGCGCUGCUUCGUCGACUGCCCGCGGUGGCCGCCAGACCACCACCGCCAACCGCCGCCCCGGCCGUGAGGCCUACGGCGCCUCCGAGGUCAACGCCUUUGGCUACGUUCACGACGAGGACGAGAAGAGCUUCUCGCUCGUCGACUCCACCCGCCCUACCCGCGGCCGUACCUCGGCUCUCCGUGGCCGUCCCGCUCGCGGUGGUCUCGCUCCCGGUCCCCGUGGCGCCGCCGGCCGUGCUGGCGCUGCCCGCCCCGCUGCUCCUGCUCGCGGCGGCGCUCGCUACAGCACUAGCUCGCGUGGUGGCCGUGGCGGUUACGGCUACGACAAGCCUACCCGUACGCGUGACUGGUCGGUGACCCCGGCUCAGGACUGGGAGCUGCUCGAGGAGAUUGAGUUCAACCGCCUGAACAAGCUCUCGCUCGGUGUCGACGCUCCCGAGGACCUCGAGGCCCACGGUACCCUCAAGGGCUACGACCGCGCCGUGUUUGACCGUGUCAACACCCGUGCCGAGAAGCCCCUCGAGAUCACCGAGCGUGCCCGCUACAACAUUACCACCUCGGAGGACCCCGUCAUUGCCGAGCUCGCCGAGAAGAAGAAGGCCACCAUCUUUGCCACCGACUCGAUCCUCUCGGUCCUCAUGUGCGCUCCCCGUUCGGUCAACUCGUGGGACAUGGUCCUCGAGCGCCGUGGCGACCAGCUCUUCUUUGACAAGCGUGACGGCGGUGCCUUUGACUUUGUCACCGUCAACGAGAACGCUGCCGACCCUCCCGCCGACUCGGACGACGCCCUCAACGGCGCCGCCUCGCUCUCGCUCGAGGCCACCUACAUCAACCAGAACUUCCGUUCGCAGAUCAUCCAGGACAAGUCCAAGGCCUACACCCCUCACCCCAACCCCUUCUACUCGCCCGAGGAGACCGAGCCCCUCGCUCCCGUCCUCUACCGUUACCGCAAGUUCGACAUCUCCGUCGGCGAGGAGGAGGAGCUCGACCUCAUUGUCCGUACCGAGGUCGACGCCUUCCUCGGCAAGAAGGACACCCCUAUCACCGUCAAGGCUCUCAACGAGUACGACUCGCGUGCCCAGGGCGCCGGCAAGGCGCUCGACUGGCGCAAGAACCUCGACACCCAGAAGGGUGCCAUUGUCGCCAACGAGAUGAAGAACAACUCGGCCAAGCUCGCUCGCUGGGCUCUCCAGUCGUACCUCGCCGGCGCCGAGCAGAUGAAGAUGGGCUACAUCUCGCGUGUCAACCCCCGCGACAACCAGCGCCACGUUAUCGUCGGCAUCCAGUCGUACAAGCCCGUCGACUUUGCCCGCCAGAUGAACGUCUCGCUCGCCAACGGUUGGGGUAUCGUCCGCACCAUUGCCGACCUCGUCCUCAAGCAGCCCGAGGGCAAGUACGUCCUCGUCAAGGACCCCAACAACCCCACUAUCCGCCUCUACGCCGUCCCCGAGGACGCGUUUGAGCCCGUCGAGGAGGAGGAGGAGCUUAUCAUCCACGAGCAGGACGAGUAG
This is a messenger RNA of Apiotrichum porosum, 1677 nucleotides long. RefSeq lists its product as uncharacterized. Gene Ontology annotation, molecular function: translation initiation factor activity. The coding region runs from base 1 to 1677 and encodes 558 amino acids. Lineage: Eukaryota; Fungi; Basidiomycota; Tremellomycetes; Trichosporonales; Trichosporonaceae. The transcript has 2 exons. Gene Ontology annotation, cellular component: cytoplasm; eukaryotic translation initiation factor 3 complex. The record is from RefSeq and is a predicted model, not a curated record. Gene Ontology annotation, biological process: translational initiation.